Messenger RNA from Saimiri boliviensis boliviensis (Bolivian squirrel monkey), 4010 nucleotides. RefSeq names its product HECT and RLD domain containing E3 ubiquitin protein ligase family member 6 (gene HERC6). Gene Ontology annotation, molecular function: ubiquitin protein ligase activity. The record is from RefSeq and is a predicted model, not a curated record. Lineage: Eukaryota; Metazoa; Chordata; Mammalia; Primates; Cebidae. Gene Ontology annotation, cellular component: cytoplasm. Gene Ontology annotation, biological process: ubiquitin-dependent protein catabolic process; protein ubiquitination.
UAACUUGCCCAAAGUGGCAUUCAUGACUCAUGAAUGGCUUAGGUUGUAAAGUAAACCCAGAUGCAUUCCCCAGGGACGCCCUCUCUUCUCUUCAACAGCGAGCGUUGACGUCAGGUUAGGGCUGCCCUCCUGGGGCGGGUUGAAGGCAGGGUGAGCCUCCCGAAGUCCAGGAGAUCAUUGCACACCCAGUCACCAGCGUUCGAGAGCCUGUCGCAGAGAGAAGGACGGAAUCCAAAGCAGGCGACAGGGCGCGGAAGCGGGAUGUACUUCUAUUGGGGCGCCGGAUCCCGCGGGCUGCAGCGCCGGAGGACGGAGGGCAGCCCCGGGGCUGAGCUACUGCAGGCGGCCAGCGGGGAGCGCCACGCUCUGCUGCUGCUGACCAACUCCUUGGUCCACUCGUGCGGAGAGAACAGCCGGGGCCAGCUGGGCCGCAGGGGCGCGCCGCGCUGGGACCUGCCAGAACCAGUUCAGGCAUUGAAAACCCUAAAGUUUGAUCUUGUGAGCUGCGGAAAGGAGCACUCCCUGGCUGUGUGCCACAAAGGAAGGGUCUUCGCAUGGGGAGCUGGUUCUGAAGGGCAGCUGGGGGUUGGAGAAUUAAAGGAAAUCAACUUCACACCUAGGAAAAUAACGACUCUGAAUGGUAUAAAAAUAAUACAAGUUUCCUGUGGACAUUACCACUCCCUGGCAUUAUCAAAAGAUAGCCAAGUGUUUUCAUGGGGAAAGAACAGCCACGGGCAGCUGGGCCUAGGGAAGGAGUUCCCCUCCCAACCCAGCCCUCAGAGGGUGAGGUCCCUGGAGGGGAUCCCACUGGCUCAGGUGGCUGCUGGAGGGGCUCACAGCUUUGCCCUGUCUCUCUGUGGGACUUCGUUUGGCUGGGGAAGUAACAGUGCAGGGCAGCUGGCCCUCAGUGGGCGUAAUGUCCAAGUGCAAAGCAACAAGCCUCUCUCAAUUGGUGCACUGAAGAAUCUAGGUGUGAUUUAUAUCAGCUGUGGUGAUGAGCACACUGCCGUGCUUAGCCAGGAUGGGAAAGUGUUCACAUUUGGAGACAAUAGCUCUGGGCAGCUGGGAUACAGCCCCACUCCUGAGAAGAGAGGUCCACAACUCGUGGAAAGAAUUGAUGGCCUAGUUUCACAGAUAGAUUGUGGAGGUGAUCACACCAUUGCAUACGUGCACACCACUGGUCAGGUGGUAUCUUUUGGUCGUGGACCAAGUGCCACAAGCAAGCCAACUCAUCCAGAGGCCCUGAAAGAGAACUUUGACAUUAGAUGCUUGAUUUCUGCUGAUGACCUCGUGGAUGUUCAAGUCAAACACAUUUUUGCUGGAAAAUAUGCCAACUUUGUGACAACUCAUCAGGAUACUAGUUCCACAAGUGCUCCCAGGAAAACCCUGCCAGAAAUAAGCCGAAUUACCCAGUCCAUGGCAGAAAAAUGGAUAGCAGUGAAAACAAGAAGUACUGAACAUGAAGUGGCUAAAAGUGAAGUUAGAAUGAUAUUUUCAUCUCCUGCUUGUCUGACUGCGAGUUUUUUAAAGAAAAGAGGAACUGGAGAAACAACUUGCAUUGAUGUGGACUUAGAAAUGGCAAGAGAUACCUUCAAGAAGUUAACAAAAAAGGAAUGGAUUUCUUCCAUGAUAACUACGUGUCUCGAGGAUGAUCUGCUUAGAGCUCUUCCGUGCCGUUCUCCACACCAAGAAGCUUUAUCAGUUUUCCUCCUGAUCCCAGAAUGUCCUGUGAUGCACGACGCUAAGAACUGGAAGAACCUGGUAGUUCCAUUUGCAAAGGCUGUGUGUGAAAUGAGUAACCAAUCUUUGCAAGUCCUAAAAAAGUGUUGGGCAUUUUUGCAAGAAUCUUCUCUGAGCCCGCUGGUCCAGAUGCUUAAAGCAGCCGUCAUUUCUCAACUGCAUCAUUGGACUGAAACCGAACAGGAUCACUGUAAUAUUAAAGCUCUUUUAGGAAUGAUGAAAGAACUGCAUAAGGUAAACAAAACUAACUGUCGACUAUCAGAAAAUACUUUCAACAUAAAUGAACUCUCCAACUUAUUAAACUUUUGUACAGAAAGACGAAGACAGUUCUUUCGGGAUAACCACAUGAUACCUGCAGAAGCCCCCAGUCCUGUUAUUUUCAGUGAUUUUCCAUUUGUCUUUAAUUUGCUAUCCAAAAUUAAAUUACUGAAAGCUGAUUCACAUCUAAAGAUGUGGAUGUCAGAAGAGAAAGAAUUCAUGCAUAUGCAUGAAACAAUUCUGAAAAAAAGGGAAGAAUUUCCCCCAUCACCUAGAUUUCUACUUAGAGUCAGACGAAGUCACCUGGUUGAAGAUGCUCUGCGUCAAUUAAGUCAAGCGGAAGCCACCGAUUUCUGCAAAUUAUUAGUGGUUGAAUUUACUAAAGAAAUCCGACCUGAGGCUGGAGGGGUCACUUCAGAGUUCUUCCACUGUAUAUUUGAAGAGAUGACCAAGCCAGAAUAUGGAAUGUUCAUGUAUCCUGAAAAGGGUUCCUGCAUGUGGUUUCCUGCCAAGCCUAAACUUGAGAAGAAAAGAUAUUUCCUCUUUGGGGUGCUGUGUGGACUCUCCUUAUUCAAUUUAAAUGUGGCUAACCUUCCUUUCCCACUGGCUCUGUAUAAAAAACUUCUGAACCAAAAACCAUCACUGGAAGAUUUAAAAGAACUCAGUCCUCGAUUGGGGAGGAGUUUGCAAGAAGUUCUAAAUGAUGAUGCUGAUGACAUUGGAGAUGUGCUUUGCCUAUACUUUUCUAUACAUUGGGAACAAAAUGAUGUUGACCUAAUUCCAAAUGGGAUCUCUAUACCUGUGGACCAAACCAACAAGAAAGACUACGUUUCUAAGUAUAUUGAUUACAUUUUCAAUGUCUCUGUAAAGGCAGUUUAUGAGGAAUUUCAGAGAGGAUUUUAUAGAGUCUGUGAGAAGGAGAUACUUAGACAUUUCUACCCUGAAGAACUAAUGACAGCAAUCAUUGGAAAUACUGAUUAUGACUGGAAACAAUUUGAACAGAAUUCAAAGUAUGAAUAUGGAUACCAAAAAUCACACCCUACUAUACGGUUGUUUUGGAAGGCUUUUCACAAACUAACUUUGGAUGAAAAGAAAAAAUUCCUCAUUUUUCUUACAGGACGUGAUAGGCUGCAUGUAAGAGGCAUACAGGAAAUAGGAAUAGUAUUUCGCUGUCCUGAAACUUUCAGUGAAAGCGAUCACCCAAGAUCAAUAACUUGUCAUAAUAUUCUGGACCUCCCUAAGUAUUCUACAAUGGAAAGAAUGGAAGAAGCACUUCAAGUAGCCAUCAACAACAACAGAGGAUUUGUCUCACCCAUGUUCAUGCUCACACAGUCAUAAUCACCUCCAAGAGUCUCAGAGUUGGCUUUUUCAUACUUGGAUCCUUCUGUUCUUCCUUACACCUAAAUAAUACAAGAGGUUAAUGAAUAGUGGUUAAAAGUAGUUGAGGGAGAGGUUAGGGGAAUGGGGAAAUGAUGAUGAUGGUCAAAGGGCACAAAAUCCCACACAAGACUGAGGCAGGAGAAUAGGGCCCAGAGAUAGGGAUCUAAGGAUGACUUGGACAGAUUCCCUAAAGAGAUAGGGAUCUAAGGAUGACUUGGACAGAUUCCCUGAAGUUGAAGAGUCUCAAUGCUGCCCUGUGAUUGGUUCAUUCCAGGACCUUCAUUUGCAUAAGACAUCAAACCACAUCAGUCUCUGACUGUCCAUGGGCCAAACCUGCACUCUGCCCAAUGACUGGUUCAUUCCAGGACCUUCCUUUGAAUAAGGAGCCAAACUACACCAGUCUUGGGUUGUCCAUGGGCCAAUUCACCUUGGCCUCUAAUUGGCUGUGAGCCAGUCUUUCAUUUACGUAGGGUGUAAUCAUCAAGAAACCUCUGCAGGGUGCUUAAGCCCCAGAAGAUUUUGCUACAAGGGCUCUUGAGCCGCUUGCUGGAGCCCACUCCCACCCUGUGGCAUGUACUUUCACUUUUGCUCCUUCACCGCCUUGUGCUCCAAUAAAUCCACUGCUUCACCAC